AUGGUGGUGAUUACAAGUUGGUUGGCAUCUACUAUUGCGUUCGGGGUUGCAACAACGGCAGUCAUGACUAAUGCAAUGUCAAGCUAUGCAGAUAGAAUUCUUAAUAUUAACGGUAUUGAAAAGCUAGAAGAUGAAUAUUUAGACUUAAAAUUUGAAAAUUAUCAAAAAGAAAAUAGAUUAUUAGAACUUAAGGAGCAAACAAGGUUAUUGGAGCAAAAAUUAACAUCAAAGAUAUUCCAUAAAUUAAGAGAACAGGCACUUUACGACAAGUUUCAUAAAAAUUCCUCAUACUUUGAUCUAGCAAAACAAUUUUAA
Hansenula ciferrii is the source of this 315-nucleotide messenger RNA. RefSeq lists its product as uncharacterized. The transcript has a single exon. The coding region runs from base 1 to 315 and encodes 104 amino acids. The record is from RefSeq and is a predicted model, not a curated record. NCBI's taxonomy places the organism in Eukaryota, Fungi, Ascomycota, Saccharomycetes, Phaffomycetales, Wickerhamomycetaceae.